UUUUACAAUUUACCCAUACAUACAUACAUAAAUAUUUUUAAACUCUUAUACGCUUAUUUACUAGCACGUUGUCGCAAUCCGAAUCGUAAAAUGGGUUAUUGUGUCUCAAUUUACGAAUGCCCCAGCCUUAUUGAGGUAGUACAACGCUUCGAACUCGCUCCAACGGAUCGUGAAUUCCUACAGAAAUCUCAAUGUACCAAUGGUUAUGGCCAGCCGCCGUAUGUCUGUUGUACGCCUGAUAAAGGUUUCACUACGUCGAAUAGUGGCUCAACAACGUCGAGUACAACAACAACAAGCCGCCCAUCGACUGUCAAUCCGCCAGCACCAAGCAAUGGACGUGGAAAUGUGCUACCGGUGCCGCCUGCGUGCGGUCCAAAUUCACUGGAUGAUAAAAUUUACAAUGGCAAAGAUACGGCACUGGAUCAAUAUCCCUGGAUGGUGCUGCUUGAAUACGUACAGAAAAAUGGCAAACCCAUACUAAAUUGUGGCGGCAGUUUGAUAAAUCAACGCUAUGUGCUGACAGCAGGCCACUGUGUUGUGGGCGCCAUCGAAACGGAAGUUGGCCCACUCUCUACCAUACAUCUGGGCGAGUAUGAUAUCGGCAAAGAAAUCGAUUGUAUACAACAAGAUUGCAACAACAAAGUCGUAAAAUUGGGCUACGAACAGGUGAUCCCACAUCCACAAUACCAGCCCAACAACAAUAACCGUCAUCAUGAUAUUGCGCUCAUACGACUGGCAGAGGACGUGACAUAUUCGGAUUUCAUUAGGCCAGUUUGCUUGCCGUUGGCCAGCACACGUCAGGCCAUCAAUGUGGGCGAAUUGCUUACAGUAGCCGGCUGGGGGCGCACAUUACUCGCACGUCAGAGCAAUGUGAAGCAAGAAUUGGCAGUGCCAGUUGUGGAUCAUGAUGCAUGCGCACGUAAAUUUUCAUCAAGAAAUGUCAAUCUGAUUACAUCGCAGCUCUGCGCUGGCGGUGAGUUUUCCAAGGAUAGCUGCGAUGGCGACUCUGGUGGCCCAUUGAUGCGCCAAAGUACCAACAACCGUUGGUACCUGGAGGGUGUUGUGUCUUUUGGCAAUCGUUGCGGUCUGGAGGGAUGGCCGGCGGUAUAUACGCGUGUUGCUGAUUACGUGGAUUGGAUUGAGCAGUCGUUGCGGCCGUAACUGUUGUGCAAUAUUGCUAAAGGUGGGCCCAAAAGACAGUCAAUAUGCUUACGGUAUGCUGCGCUGAAACUUGGUAGCAAGUGCUCUGAGCAUUUGUUUGUAUGUAUACAUACAUACAUAUGGUAUAAAUGUAAUUUCAUCGGCAUGUUGGCUUGCAUUUUUAUAUCUUAUGGAAUUGUCAGUCUGUUAAUAAUAUGAACAUAAAUACUUUUGUAUGCGUAAGUUGUUAAUGGUAAUUAAUAAAAAGUA
Messenger RNA from Rhagoletis zephyria (snowberry fruit fly), 1410 nucleotides. RefSeq names its product Serine protease 7 (gene Sp7). Gene Ontology annotation, molecular function: serine-type endopeptidase activity. The record is from RefSeq and is a predicted model, not a curated record. NCBI's taxonomy places the organism in Eukaryota, Metazoa, Arthropoda, Insecta, Diptera, Tephritidae. Gene Ontology annotation, biological process: proteolysis.